AGCUUCAAUCACAGUUCAACUCCCAUCUCUAGCGAGUUUACACCUCCAAUAAACAAAAACAAAUUUUGUUAAAGUUUUUAAAAUAAAAAACAAACAUGGUGUCCAAAUCGUCUAUGUGCCUGCUAGUGUGCGUGGCGCUCAUGGUUAUUGUGUCGCAGCCGCAGAACGCGGUUCAAGCAGACGUGCACAUUGGCAGCUGCGUUUGGGGAGCCGUGAACUACACGUCCAACUGCAACAAGGAGUGCAAGCGCCGCGGCUACAGGGGCGGCCAUUGUGGGAGCUUCGCGAACGUCAACUGUUGGUGUGAGAAGUAGUUCCUCUACUUCUAAGUAUCCAAAAUCCAUAUUAUCACUAACACAACGUCUACGUCUACGACUGCCUUCAAUGACGACGACUUCGUAUCAUUAGGAGAAUCAUCCUUCACUACACUCAGGAUUGAAACUGAGAAGCCCUCACUGCGCUCAGGAUUCAAUGUGCGCCCUCAAUGUGUGCUUAUGACAGUCAGUCAAGAAUAGUCAACAAUUUAAGUAGCUAAUAUUUUUGUACUUUAAUUUAAAUAAAAUGUUGAUUAAUUA
Molecule: messenger RNA, 575 nt
Organism: Leguminivora glycinivorella
Lineage: Eukaryota; Metazoa; Arthropoda; Insecta; Lepidoptera; Tortricidae
Product: defensin ARD1-like
Exons: 1
Coding region: 96-314 (72 amino acids)
Biological process (GO): defense response
Source: RefSeq, a predicted model, not a curated record